UCUCAUCAUUGUUGACUAGCAACGGGCAGGCAGACUCUAGCAACGCGGUUAUUUUGUAGCCACAUAGCUCAAUUCACCUUUUAAGGGUCACCUUUUUGUCCAAUGAAUAAAUAAAUGUCAAAACCACGUAGUUUGAAUGUGUUGUUCUCGGACAGAGAGGACAAACAUUAGGCAUUCGAUAGCUAUCUGAAGAUGGCUUACUUGGACUCAUCGGAUGCUCCUGACGAGGAGCAGACUUUCUACAUGCAGUGCAGAGCCGCCUACCUAAGUGUCUUCAGAUCUAGUCUGACAAAUAUCUCAUCGAAAAGGGAAUUAUGUCGAGUUCUCCAGUUAGCCGGUAGAAAUCCCUCCCAAGCCACUCUUGAUGAAUACUGGAAGACGGGAACAACGCACGUGAACUUUGACGAUUUCUGUACAAUACUGAAAAAGGAGUGGAAAACGGAGAAUAAUGAGCUGAUGGGAAUUUUCCAAAAGUUGGAUACAAACGGCGAUGGCUACCUGACACACAGCAAAGUGGAAAACCUCCUUACAACCGGGGGAGAUAAAAUGACACCUGAAGAGGUUCAAGCCAUUUUCUCACUAAGUGACAUCAACAAGGAUGGCAAGUUGAACUAUGCAGAGUUUUGUCAACAGCUCGUGUCCACCGCAGAGAAAUGUCAGACGGCCUCUUUGAUGAAGCUCCAGUCCGAUGCAAAACUGAAGAGACAAAACUUUGGCAGCCAUCCAGACAGCCCUCCAAAGCCCUCCCUGACGUCAGCGACACAAAGCCAGCCUCCAGAAACAACCUGGUCAGAUCCAGACGUCACGCUUCGGAAAGAGAGCCGAACAUCCUCCCGUUCUUCAUCUGCACGCAGUCGCCGAUCAUCUCUGUCAAACGUCGUCACGGCGACACCCAGCAUCAGCAAGCAGUGGCAUCCUACUUUCAUGAGGGGAUGUUUUUUUCUGGAUGAGGGUGGAACCAUCAGCUCACUGCAGUACAAGCUGCAUCUGCCCCAGACUUCCAACGUGACACUAAGCAUCCGGCCGAUGAGCCUCGACCAAAGAGCUGACAAGCCUUGCCCCUGGAUGAAUGUGGACACAGCUCUGUUUGUGAUGUUAGCUGACGAUAUAGAAGAGGAUUCCACGCUCGUGUGUUUCACUCAUACGAAGGACAAAGAGAAGUACAUUUGGAGAGGUGAACUGAAAGCUGGGCUGUACUACCUACUGCCUUUCUCCAGUGGCUGCAAAUUAAAGAAAAGGAACAGAAAGACUGUUGCUAAUAAAUCCAUCGAACUUGUCUACAAGACAGUCAGUGGAGAAUUUGACCUCAGCAGAGAUUUUCGGGAGGCACUAUCGGAGAUCUUUGACAUGAUAGACCUGGAUGGGAAUGGUCUGCUCAGUCUUGAGGAAUAUAAUUUCUUGGAGCUGAUGAUCAGUGGAGAGGAGUGCAAGAUGGGGACUUGGGCCAUCUGCAGAGAGAAUUUUGACAUGAGAAAGAAUCAGCUGACAAAACAGGGCUUCAUGGAGCUGACUCUGAUGGAGGCAACAGAAAAAGGCGGAGACAGCGAUGACCUGUGGACCCUCGUCGAGACCAUGGGCUACAACCGGAUGCUGGAGCUAGUCGAGGCUUGCCCAUUCCAGAUAGAUAUCGACUGUGAGAGCACACAGCCGUCACUUCAGCCUCUCAGACUGGACUCUGGUCUGAGCAUUCUAAACCAAGCCUUGCAAAAGUCCAUCACUUCAGAGGGAGCGGCCAAGCCGCUCAAAGGGCAAGAUCAUGUGCUCAUCUACACCUAUAGAGGAGAACACCGGGUAUCCUCCCUCAUAGUCAACAAGUCCAACCAGAAAGUGACGGUUAGCGUGAACAACAAGCACAACAGCAACUGCUGCAGCAGUCGAGGCCUGAAUGUGUUUGCCAUAGAGGUAGCGGCCAGAACUAAGAUGGUGUGUCAGCAUGUCCUGCCUCUCAAUGAAAAACAGGACUGGACCUACAACUGCGUGGAGUCUUUACUGAUCUCGAAAUAAAGCUGCAUACACUUUGCUGUUUGUGACACCCAA
Syngnathus acus (greater pipefish) is the source of this 2037-nucleotide messenger RNA. RefSeq names its product EF-hand calcium binding domain 7 (gene efcab7). The coding region runs from base 193 to 2004 and encodes 603 amino acids. NCBI's taxonomy places the organism in Eukaryota, Metazoa, Chordata, Actinopteri, Syngnathiformes, Syngnathidae. The transcript has 13 exons. Gene Ontology annotation, molecular function: calcium ion binding. The record is from RefSeq and is a predicted model, not a curated record.